Plasmopara halstedii is the source of this 1320-nucleotide messenger RNA. Its product is annotated as Glucose-repressible alcohol dehydrogenase transcriptional effector CCR4 and related proteins. Gene Ontology annotation, molecular function: poly(A)-specific ribonuclease activity. The transcript is spliced from 5 exons. The coding region runs from base 1 to 1320 and encodes 439 amino acids. Lineage: Eukaryota; Oomycota; Peronosporomycetes; Peronosporales; Peronosporaceae. The record is from RefSeq and is a predicted model, not a curated record.
AUGAGCGUGACAUUGUCAGGUCGCCCCACUGCCGUUUGCCUCGGCAUGGGCGCGGCUGUGUUAGCCUCAGUUUCACUUUCCAGACACAAUGUCGGUUUGUGGCAAGCCUUUCGCCGUGCGUCUGCAAAUUGCCGAGCGCGGCGCAAUCUGUACAACAACACAAAUAGAUGUACGCACGAACAGCUGCUUCCGUGCACCGUGGAGCAGGGCCAAAUUAAUUCGAAUCGACUUAGCAAGCAAAAGAUUACGGUUGUACAGCUGAAUAUUCUAGCGAGUAACUUGGCUACACGUAACCAUUUUCCGUACGUGCUAGAGUCCAGUCUUAACUGGGAGAAUCGCAAAAUGACACUGCUGCGACAACUGGAUGCGCUGGACGCUGACGUUCUUUGCCUAGAGGAGUUGAGCGACUACUGGACUUUUUUCAAACCUGAAUUACAGCAUCGAGGGUACGACAGCGUAUAUUUAAAGCGGCCAUCCAUCCACGUAUCUAAUUGGUCUGGUGAGAAGAAGCAUGACGGCUGCGGUAUUUUUUACAAGAAGGAAAAGUUUGAGCUCAAAGAAUUUGAGGCUGUGAAUUAUCAUGAUCCACAUGACCGGGUGGCUGUUUUGGCGCUGCUCAAGAUGCGAAAAUUCGCUCAGUUUGUUUUGAUUGGGUGCACGCACCUAUGGUGGAAUGCCAAAAAAGUAGAUCACCAGAUGGCUGAGCUUUACGAGCUUGAGGAAGAAAUUAUCCGCAUGAGCAGCGAUGUUCAAGAUAAAUACAAUCAUGACUUAGCCAAAACCUUGACUGGUCAGAAUAAAGUCCCGAUCGUACUUUGCGGUGACUUCAACAACUCCCCUGAAUCUCCAAUCUACGAUUAUAUGGAAAACUCAUUUAUGCAAAAGCCUAAUCUGGAAGGAAUAAGCGAAAUUUUUCGUAGCGCAUAUGCUUUUUACAAACCGAACGCGCUUGCAAGUGCAUUGAAGUCCUCGGACGAGGCGAUUGAUGUGGAAGAGGGCAAGAAGUCUGAGCCGCCGCACACAACUGUAAACUACAGGCGAUGCUGGACAAUUGACUAUAUCUGGUACACUAAAAGCAGUCUAGUGCCUUCACGAGUACUAGCAAUACCACCUGAGAGCGAAUUACGUGCAGAGGAUGGACCAGGGAAUUGGUUUAACCGUUUAGUCAUGUCGGACAACGUGAAUCGUUUGGGGCGCUUACCAUCGGGUCUGCAUGGCAACUAUAAUGGAAUUCCCAACUCUGUUUACGGCAGCGAUCAUGUGCCCAUAAUGGCCGAAUUUGAAUUUCUCUGCGCAACUGAAGAGAAAUUAGUUGGUUGA